CAGCAAACACUGCCACAUUUCUCAGGGUUGCUGGGAAGUAUUUGUAGUUCAUGGCAGCCCUGGAAGGUCGCUGUGACCUCGUGGAAUAAGGGAAAUCUUCAUGUCUUGGCAAUUAUUGGUCCGAUUACCAGUCCAUUCAUGAUGGAAUUGCUGUGCGAUACCAAGUCAUAUGCUUGGGGCAAGAUUGGGGGCCAAAGUGAAGUUUUUAGCCUCAGACGAUCUGUGGAUCCAGAGUCUGUGAGUGACGAGAGUCAGCCGUACGCAGAAUUGUGGAUGGGAACUCAUCCCAGUGGGCCAUCGAGGAUAAAGAGCAAUUCUGAACCUCUGAAAGAGUUCCUCGAGAGCCAGCCAGACCUUUUGGGUUCAUCAGUGACUCAAUUUGGCAAAGAUCUACCCUACUUAUUCAAGGUCCUCUCCGUCAAUAAGGCUUUAUCCAUUCAGGCCCAUCCGAAUAAGGAACAUGCUGAACGACUUUUCAAAGAAAGGCCUAACAUAUAUAAGGAUCCCAACCAUAAACCCGAGAUGGCCAUUGCUUUAACCCCAUUCCAAGGUCUGUGCGGAUUCAGACCGCUACAAGAGAUUCAAAAGAAUGUUCAAGAAUCUCCUCUAAAAGACAUAUUAAAGGAGGGUGUCGCCGAAGCCUUGCUAGCCGCCACUCCAUCAACAUAUUCUGAGGCGCUGAAGGAAGCCUUCAAGGACUUAAUGACAACACCAAAGGAGACCAUAGCGAACGAGUUUGCAAAGUUCAAAACAACUCUGGAAUCCACAAACACUUCAGAUCUGAAUUCAACCCAAAGAUUGUUCCUGACCCUUGCUGAGCAGUAUCCCGAGGACGUUGGCUGUUUUGUCAUCUAUUUCGUGAAUCUGGUCGAGCUCAAUCCUGGAGAGGCUCUGUUUCUGGGCCCCAAUUUGAUCCACGCGUACUUAUCAGGGGACUGCAUUGAAUGCAUGGCUUGCUCCGACAAUGUUGUUCGCUCUGGACUAACGCCCAAACUGAUUGACACGCCCACCUUAAUCGAAAUGCUAGAUUACUCUUGCAAGCCUGUCGACGAUAUGAAAUUCCAACCGGAGCAAGAAACUGAAUGGACGACAGUUUACAAUCCACCAGUCCCUGAUUUUGCCGUAGUCAAAAUCGACAUUGAUAGUGACAGCAUGAUUGAGAUCCCGAAACGGUCCUCUGCUUCGAUUUUCCUGGUUAUUUCUGGCUCUGGUCGGUACGAAUUUGAAGAAGGGCCUCAGUCCUUUCAGAGAGGGGCUGUACACUUCUUGGGUGCCAAUCAAGGCCUCAAGAUUGUUAAGCAGUCGCAGGAAAAGAUUGUGAUCUACCAAGCCUUUUGCUGAAGCAAAAAUAGCGCGUUGAUGAACUCGAUCUGUCUGAAAUUAGCUGUCGAUUUGCGCGGUAAAUCCCGUUGAGAUUCGUCAGGGUUCCUCGAAAUUAUAAGAUUACAAUAAAUACUGAUAUUGAACGUUAGAUUAUCUGGUUAUUAAAUUAUCAAUUUCACCCUUUGCUUUGUUUUGUUUUAG
This is a messenger RNA of Tigriopus californicus, 1524 nucleotides long. RefSeq names its product aminoacyl tRNA synthase complex-interacting multifunctional protein 1-like. The record is from RefSeq and is a predicted model, not a curated record. Bases 139 to 1341 code for a protein of 400 amino acids. Gene Ontology annotation, molecular function: tRNA binding; mannose-6-phosphate isomerase activity; zinc ion binding. The transcript has 2 exons. Lineage: Eukaryota; Metazoa; Arthropoda; Copepoda; Harpacticoida; Harpacticidae. Gene Ontology annotation, biological process: GDP-mannose biosynthetic process; carbohydrate metabolic process. Gene Ontology annotation, cellular component: cytosol.